ACGCGAGUCGUGUCGUAGACAGUAAGAAAAUUCAAAAAUAUAAUAGGAAGAAUAACACCGAAAUCGGAGUUUAGAUGGUUGGAGAAAUAGUCCUUUCUCUCCUUGUCUUUGGAGCUAUCUUCUCUCCUUGAUCUGUCGAAACGAAAAGGAGACGAAAUUCCAAGGGAUUGAAGAAAAAACAAACAAACAGUAGGAUGGAUGAGAUUGCAGUAGCUGCUUCUUCGUCAUCGUCGAUCGAUGAAAACAUCUCAAGUCCUUCUUCUUCAUUUUCUUCCAUUUUCCGAAAUUACCCUCUCCUUUCAGCUAUAGCCGCCUUCAUCCUCGCUCAAUCCCUCAAGCUCCUCACCUCCUGGUAUAAGGAAAGACGUUGGGAUGCUAAGCUACUCAUUGCAUCAGGCGGGAUGCCGUCCUCUCAUUCUGCCACAGUCACAGCUCUUGCAAUAGCUAUUGGAUUCCAAGAUGGCUUUUCAGGAUCAUUGUUUGCUACUGCGGUGACCUUGGCAUGUGUGGUGAUGUAUGACUCAUCUGGCGUUAGAUUACAUGCUGGACGCCAAGCAGAGGUUUUGAAUCAAAUCGUAUAUGAACUUCCAGCAGAACAUCCAUUGGCUGAAACAAGACCUCUCCGUGAACUUCUUGGCCAUACCCCUCCUCAGGUUGUUGCUGGUGGAGUACUGGGAUCUGUCAUCGCUGCUAUUGGCCAUUUGGUCAAUGAAGUUGUUGCUCGAGCUUGAUCUCAUGUUCAGAAGAUGUCUUUCGAUGUUCUCUUUGUUCCUCAAUCAGCAAAGCUGGUUCUCAAUAACCUGCAGGAUGGGGAAGCUACUUGAAGACCUGUGAUUCCAAUUGGUUAUUCAUAUUUGUUAUCCAUAACGUUAUUAUGGACUACGUUGAAUGUCCUUUUCAGUUUACUUAUGGUAUGUGUGAUAAGAAUCAAUGGUCUGUUGUUGUUUCUUUAACUGAUUGUAAUCCUUUAGGUUAAAAGGCUCAUUCUUUUCACAAAACUACUGUAGCAGUGGAGUCAUGUGGUGAAUCAGCCUUCCACUAGAAAAAUUGUCAUUCUUUCAAUGUAAUGAAGCAUAGUUUACUUGGAAGUAAGUUACAGCUUUUUGGAUC
This is a messenger RNA of Magnolia sinica, 1110 nucleotides long. RefSeq lists its product as uncharacterized. The coding region runs from base 195 to 731 and encodes 178 amino acids. The transcript is spliced from 5 exons. The record is from RefSeq and is a predicted model, not a curated record. Lineage: Eukaryota; Viridiplantae; Streptophyta; Magnoliopsida; Magnoliales; Magnoliaceae.